GCUGUACCUCAGGAGCCUGGACCAAAGAGAAACCAUAUUUAUUUAUUCCCUUAACAAACACUUUCUGUAUUAAGCGUCUCAUAACUAUAAGCUAUACCCUGAGCUCAUCUCAAGUGAUCCCCGGUGUACGACAUGGCUUCCGACCAGUCGAAAUACGCCAUACAUGCUGCGGCGAGGGAGGGCAAAGUCACCGUCGUCGAGUCUUUACUAAACGUAAGCUCGUGGAAUCAACCUAGUUGUCUUAAUAAGAUUCUAGUACGGAAUAUAGUAUAGCAUAGCUAAGGAGCUCAACAGGCAGACCCAAAGCUCUCCCGUCUCAAAGACGACGACGGCCGCCUUCCUAUACACUGGGCCGCAUCUGCGAACAGCAAACCCAUAGUGCUCAUGUUAGCCCAGCAGAAAGAUUUUGAACCGGAUGUUGAAGAUGCCAGCGGCUGGACCCCCCUGAUGAUCGCGGCAAGCGUAAAAGACGGCGACGCAGUAGUCGAGCUGCUCCUCUCAAGAGGCGCCGACGUAAACCAGAAGAACUACAACGGACAGGUACGGUUGCAGAGCCAAUAUAGAUAGACAGACAGACAGACAGACAGAC
Molecule: messenger RNA, 589 nt
Organism: Daldinia decipiens
Lineage: Eukaryota; Fungi; Ascomycota; Sordariomycetes; Xylariales; Hypoxylaceae
Exons: 4
Coding region: 385-567 (60 amino acids)
Molecular function (GO): protein binding
Source: RefSeq, a predicted model, not a curated record